Messenger RNA from Schistocerca americana (American grasshopper), 5909 nucleotides. Its product is annotated as prolyl endopeptidase. Gene Ontology annotation, molecular function: oligopeptidase activity; serine-type endopeptidase activity. Lineage: Eukaryota; Metazoa; Arthropoda; Insecta; Orthoptera; Acrididae. Bases 229 to 2358 code for a protein of 709 amino acids. Gene Ontology annotation, biological process: proteolysis. The record is from RefSeq and is a predicted model, not a curated record. Gene Ontology annotation, cellular component: cytosol. The transcript is spliced from 15 exons.
CGAAGGAACAUUAAUGAAUAUAGGCAAUCUACAUAUUUACAAACGAUCCCCAAACAAUUGUUGAAAUAUCUAACGAAGGAGAAUGAUUCAAUUUUCCCGCUUUCGUAAAUUAGGGCAAUGAUCUUGUAAGUCACAGUGUGUACACAAGUCGGGGAGCAGUGGUACUACAGGUAGAUCUCUGGAUAACAGAAACCUCGGUACUCCUCAAGAGAGCCUUCAUUACGAAGAAUGAAAUUUAACUACCCAGUUGCAAGAAGAGAUGAAAGUGUAACAGAAGAAUACCACGGAAUAGAGAUAAGUGAUCCUUACCGAUGGCUUGAGGACCCAGAUUCAUCUGAAACAGCUAAAUUUGUUGAUGAACAAAAUGCUGUUACAAGACCCUAUCUCGAUAGUUGCCCAGUGAGAUCAGACAUAAACUCAAGACUUACAGAACUAUGGAACUAUCCAAAGUACUCAUGCCCGUAUAGACAUGGAGAGAGAUAUUUCUUCUAUAUGAAUACUGGACUACAGAAUCAGAGUGUACUGUAUGUUCAAGAUUCAUUACACUCAGAACCUAGAGUGUUUUUAGACCCCAACACAUUGUCAGAAGAUGGAACAGUUGCGUUAUCUCGAACACGAUUUUCUGAAGAUGGAGAAACAUUAGCAUAUGGACUUAGUAGGAGUGGUUCUGACUGGAUUACAAUACAUUUCAAAGAUGUCAAAAGUGGCAAUGAAUACCCUGAAGUGUUAGAGAAAGUUAAGUUCUCACCAAUGACUUGGACUCAUGAUAACAAAGGAAUAUUUUAUGGUCGAUAUCCGGACCAAGAGGGAAAAACUGAUGGUUCAGAAACAGUUAGCAACCAACAUCAGAAGCUCUAUUACCACCUCAUUGGAACUCCUCAGUCAGAAGAUGUGCUUGUAGUAGAAUUUCCUGAUGAACCAUUGUGGAGAAUUGGUGCUGAAGUGAGUGAUUGUGGGCAGUGGUUGAUUAUUACACCUCAGAAGGACUGCAGAGAUAAUUUGUUAUUUUUCUGUGACCUCAACAUUUUGCCCAAUGGAAAAAUAUCUGGAAAGCUUCCACUGACCCAAGUUGUACAUAAAUUUGAAGCAGAUUAUGAGUAUGUUACAAAUGAAGGGCCAGAAUGUAUUUUCCGCACCAAUAAGGAUGCUCCAAAUUACCGUCUCGUGAAAAUAAAUUUCCUGGAUCCAGUGCAAGAGAAAUGGACAACACUGAUAAAGGAGCAUUCUAAAGAUGUUUUGGACUGGGCUAGUCCUGUAAAUCAAGACAAAUUAGCUGUUUGUUACAUCCAUGAUGUUAAGAGUGUACUACAAUUGCAUGAUUUAAAUAAUGGUAGUUUGCUGAAAACAUUUCCCCUUGAUGUGGGCACUGUUACGGGCUAUUCGGGAAAGAAGAAACAUUCAGAGAUGUUUUACCAGUUUACGUCAUUUCUAACCCCUGGAAUUAUAUAUCACUGUGAUCUCACAAAGGAGGAACUAGAACCAUCUGUCUUUAGAGAGAUAAAAUUCCAGGGAUUUGAUCCCAGUCCAUAUGAAACUAAACAAGUAUUUUUUUCAAGCAAAGAUGGCACACAAGUUCCAAUGUUCAUCGUCCAUAAAAAGGGUCUAGUGCAAGAUGGAAGCAAUCCAUGUCUGCUAUAUGGCUAUGGAGGUUUUAAUGUCAGCAUUCAACCGACAUUUAGUGUUACAAGACUGGUGUUCAUUCAGCACUUUGGGGGUAUAUUGGCUGUAGCUAAUAUUAGAGGCGGAGGAGAAUAUGGGGAAGCUUGGCACAAUGCUGGUAGACUUUUCAACAAGCAGAAUGUGUUUGAUGAUUUCCAGUGUGCUGCUGAGUAUCUUAUAAAAGAAAAAUUCACAUCAAGUAACAAACUUACUAUUCAGGGUGGUUCUAAUGGAGGACUUCUAGUAGCAGCAUGUAUAAACCAAAGACCAGAGCUUUUUGGUGCAGCUAUUGCUCAAGUUGGUGUUCUUGAUAUGCUGAGAUUUCAUAAGUUCACAAUUGGUUAUGCGUGGGUGUCAGACUAUGGCAGUUCAGAUGACCAAAAACAUUUUGAAAAUCUGCUGAAAUUUUCACCUCUUCAUAAUGUGAAAGUUCCAGAUGGAGAUGGAACACAGUAUCCAGCCACUCUAUUGUUAACUGCUGAUCAUGAUGACAGAGUUGUUCCUCUCCACUCCCUGAAGUUCAUUGCAACACUACAUCAUGUUCUGCGAGAUGUGAAGAAACAGACAAACCCUCUGCUUAUACGUAUUGAAACGAAAGCAGGACAUGGAGGAGGAAAACCAACAGCCAAACUGAUAGAAGAAAGCACUGACAUCUUGUGCUUCUUGGUACAAGCACUUGGACUUGAGUUUAAAAAAUGAAGAAUCUGUGGUUCAUCAGGAGAUAAUACUACUGAAGAUGAAGACUAUUUGGAAAGUCCCAUCUGCAGAAGAUCCUUGUGUACUUACAAGCAGAAUUAACCACCAUCACAUCUGCCAAGGCCUAAGGAUUUCUGAGAAGCAUUUGAUUGUGUGUGUGUGUGUGUGUGUGUGUGUGUGUGUGUGUGUGUGUGUGUGUCAGAGAGGGGGAGAGAGAGAGAGAGAGAGAGAGAGAGAGAGAGAGAGAGAGAGAGAGAGAGUUCAGUUCUGUUUGUCAUUGUAUGUAUGUAUAGUGUCGAUAUUAAUUAUAUUUGACAUGCAGAUAUGCCUCAGAAGGAAACAGUUUUGCCAUGCAUGUGAUGUAUGCUAUAUAUUGCAUUUUUUUCUGUUGUAUGCUGUUUUUUGCAGUGAAUCCCAAUGUUCGUGAAUAUUGAAAAAAUGAUCACAUCACGCCAUUUAUAAUGGGGCACUAUACUUUGUGUACAGUGCUGAGUAUUACACAAUACAUAUUGUAACAGGCGUGUCAAAACUUUGAACUGUUGGCUGUGUAAUUUUAGAAGGAAAUGGAGAUUAAUACGCUAGUAAUAAUUGUUUGUAAUGAUGCCCCUGAACAAAACAAGUGUUGCAUUUUAUGGAAUAUUUAUUAUUAAGGUGUGGUAAUUUUUAGACUGUGGACUUAUUUUUGGCACGUCUUUGAGAGAAAUGCGUUGAGCUGAAGAUACCAAAGGUGUAAAAUUUACAUUACCUGUAAGGCUUUGUGCACUAGUGCUUCAUAACUUCUAAAAGUACAAAUUAAUGGAGGCUAGGAGGCAGUUAUGAACAGUAAAAUGAUAUUCUGUGAUGCAUUGUUGUUUAUGUAAUCCAUUGCUUUACAAUUUCAAAGCAAUUAAAUAAGUUACUUUUUCCUAACUUCGCAAGAUCUCACAUUAUUUUGCUAUAAUUAGCUACUGUAUUUCGAAAUCUAUUUGUCCAGAGUUCAGUAUUUAAAAUUUAUAUACAUUAUUUGCUCAAUGGCAGUGGUUUUACUGUCAGUCACAAAUUAUUUAUUUAUAACAGUGACAAAAUGGUACCACUCCCACUCUCGUCUUUGAGCUGUUUGGUGGAUUUAAAAGUAAUUGCCACAAAAUAUUAGCUCUUAUCUUAAGCUUAACUUUCACCUAGAUCUGAUGUAUAUAAAAUAUCACUAAAAAGCUGCUGUAUUUCAAGAAAAAAGUAAACCCUGUGUGUCAUAGUAUGAUGUGUUAGAAGAAUUUGACAUUAAACUGUCUGUCGGAUCACUAUAAAUAAUCAUGGCAUGUAACAUGUGUGCCAUGAGAGGGAUGUAUUUGGAGUAGUUCACAGGUUUGUUGUCUCCUGUUAGGAAUGAAUUUCUUUUCUUCAUUAGUAAGGAAAUUUGAGGGACAAAAUUUGUUAAAUUAUUCAGUUGUUAGGUAUAGUAUGCGAUGAUAUCUGUAUUCCUAUAUUACAAUGUCACAAAUUUUGGCUUCAAAUAGUUUGCGACCUUAAAUUGUUGUAUAUGGGCAAAGAAGUAACAAAUGUGUAUUUGGUGUGCUUUGUUUUGGUCUCAGUGUAAUUUAUUGUUGCCAUUUUCUUUUGAAAAGUUUGACUAGUAGGAAAACAGUGGUUAUCUGUGUUUCAUUUUUCAUAUGGGUCAAUCCUGGGUGUUGUACAAGAAGUGGAAUGUAUCAAAAUAACCACCCACAGGCACAAUGUGGUGGGGGCACUGAGUGAUGGGUAGGCACAUCAAGAACUGAAAUGUGAUGUUUCAGCUUAAAAACUUCCAUUUUUCUUCAGGGUUUAAUAUGUGUGUAUUGUUGAUAUAUUUUUAGAUUGAUGUAACUCGAUCUACAGUUCUCAUUAAUGGUGGGCUGAACUCCAUUGGUAACAAGAGCACAUUUACCAGAGUACUACUGCCUUUAAAAUGAAAAUGUGAAAGUUAGUACUGAAAAUUCAGUUUCUUUUAAUAUAUUUGGAAUACCUUCACUACAAAACCAGACUAAAACAAGAAUGAUCACAAAUUGCACUGGUUUACUAUCUGUGGAGUAGAAAUUACAAAAUUGUUUCCCUCAUCUGCAGCUAAGAACGAAUUAAAGAAAAGUGGUAGGGAGUUCACAAGUGAAUAUGGGUGAGGGGCACAACAUCUAGAUAAGAUUAUUUUCAUUGCAUAACGUAGUCACUUGAUUGAGAGAGAGAGAGAGAGAGAGAGAGAGAGAGAGAGAGAGAGAGAGAGAGAGAGAGAGAGCGCUAGCUAAUUAUUGCAUGACUCAUAUUCUCACUGUCAGAACGUAUUUGGUUGUCUAUUUGUAGGUGAUAUACUGUAAUUCGCUGUUCUGUAUGAAGAGUCUGAGUGGAUAGUUCAGACAGUGAAGGAGUUCUCCAUACUAAGUUUUUCCAGCUAAAAUUUACUCAUUUAAGAUACCUGUAAAUUAAAUUUCCUUUUACUGGACAUUUUGUCGUAGACAAUAAAUUAAAAAUUGUUUUAAACAGGGUUUAGUAUCUGAUGGAAACUUCCUAUGUUUUGCUUCAAAAUACGAAGUAACAAAAGUACACUAUUCCUUUUCAUAUGUUCAUUGCAUGGCAGCUUAAUCUUCACGAUCUGAUUCUUCAUCCUUAAUUCAUUUCUAAUUACAUAUCUAAUAGUUUUUGUGUGACUUCUAACACGGGUAGAGAUACAGACGUGAAGUUAUUGAAAUCAGUGCUCCGAAGGUGGAAACUGUAAUGUGUACUAUGUGCUGUUAUAUUUAGGCAGAGAGAUUUUAAGAUUCAGAAGUUUUUCUCUGAUUUUUUUAAACUAGUCGUAUUGCCUGUAAAAUACAUGUUUACAAAAUUGUAAUGCUUAUAAUGGGUGAUAAUCGAAGAAGUGGCUUAUAAAUUUUGUAUAUAUAUCAAGUUUAACAAGAUACAUAUGGAUUGUCAAGUGCAUGUGUCAUAGUUAAGAACUUCGCUGUAACAGUUUUCUGUUAAUAUACAUAUAUAUUUUUGGAUAUAUUUGUUGUUUCAGUACAGGUAAGAUGCAGUUUCAAGCAUGUUAAGAGGCAACUGAACAGGUGCAGUAUGCAUCUGACUGUGUCAGAAAGCUGUAACAUACUACUCAAAAAUAACUUUAAUGCCAGUUACUCAUAUCAUUGUUAGCUGUUACUAAUGUUUUUGUAAGUGGUGAUUGUGUCGUCAGUGAUGUGUUCCACUGAACUCAUAAUUGCUAAUUUUAGGAUGUAGUAAUAAAUCAUUGGUAGGUGAAGCAUUAACACUACAGUUUACAAAAUAAUCUAAACUAUUUAGUGUAUUACGUCUUUUUGUUUUACUGUAUAUGUACAUGAGACUCCAGUUGGAGAUUGUGCAAGAACUUGUUAGUAUAUUUUUACUUUUGCCAGUGCUACUGGUAUGGUUAUUGUGCCAGAAUUUCUACAGUCCUGUCAAUUUGUUAACUAUUGAUUCCCUUCAUACUGGUGUACUUGUAGAGCUAAUUCAAAUUUAAUCAGCCCCUAAUGUUGCUGUAACGACAGGGUGACGGUUAUUGAACUACAUGAAAAAGAAAAAAAGAAAAACGCCAUAAA